UUUAUCAGGGGGAGAUUAUUCUCACCAGGAUAUCACAUCCUAGAAUGAUUUUCAGGGUGCUAGGGGUCCUGUGUGACAUAUAUAGGGAAUGGAUACAACAUUCCUGGAAGCAAAACGCUCACUGUUUUGCUAAUCUGUGGACUCAAAUAAUUAGGCCACUUAUUGCAACAUUAUUGGUACUAUUGGUUCGUCGUUACCAUUUGCGGGUGCCUCAGGAUACUGCUGGUGGUGCUGUAUCUGGUCGCGUACUAUCUGGGACUGCACUUGCAGAUGUUUCUGGCUUACUUUGUUCCAAAUCAGCCUGGUCUGGAUUGCUCUUUGCUUAUGAAUUAGGUGAUUUAUCAUCUGAAGCUGGUUCACCUGAUUUAGAUGACGGUGGAGCACUUGUUGCUACUGCUGCCAGUUCAGUAGACGGAGGUGUUUAUAAUGCCACAGGUUUGCUUGGUUGCUGCAGGGAAUUCUGUGGCAGGAGAAAGUUUUUUCUAAAUAUAAAUCGAAGCAGAAAGAGCAGACAUCUCCGGAGGGAGGAUUUCAAUCAUCGGUUUCUUCCCCACCUCUGACAAACUUGUAAACUAAGGUUCCUCCAGCUGAAGCGUCUGUCUUAGCUGAUGGGGUGUACUCUACCUCUUUUUGCAACAUUUUGUUCCAAACCUCAACAAAGUUCUUCAAUGUUG
Messenger RNA from Rubroshorea leprosula, 674 nucleotides. The record is from the annotation of a GenBank genome assembly. NCBI's taxonomy places the organism in Eukaryota, Viridiplantae, Streptophyta, Magnoliopsida, Malvales, Dipterocarpaceae.